CACAACGCCCAAGCCUUCUAUAUUAUUCAGGAACAGUCCUUCAAAGUUGCAUAAAAAAUGUCUAGUUUGAUUUGGAUCGCUAUAGUUGGUGUGAUUUACAUUCACUUUGCAUCAUCUCAAGUCUGCAGUCCUAGCGUUCCACGACUUUCGAAUGGAGGUUUCAGAUGUCGAUAUAUGGGAAGGACAUGUAUGGCUGGCAAUUACUAUUGCAACACUGGAUACAAAUUACAAGGAAGGGUCUAUGACGCGUGCUUUCACGGAAGGUGGUUAUCUCGUAGAGAUACAAGAUGUGUAGAAGGUGAAGUUUGCACGCCUAUCUUUCCCAUGCGACCAUCGAACGGAGGUUUCAGUUGUCGCUAUGUGAACAAUGCAUGUAUGUCUGGCACCUACUUUUGCGAUCACGGAUACAAACUACGAGGAAUAAACUACAACGUGUGCUUUAACCGUCAAGGGUGGCUUUUUGAAUCACCAAGCUGUGUAAAAGACGGCUGUGACCCCCCCACUUACAGAGGGCAAAAAAGAAUAAGCAAUGGAACCUACAUGCCAGUGCAGGAAACUUACAACACAAGCUCGGUCAUUACAGUGACGUGCAAUACUGGUUACAAGCCACGAAACAGAAAUAGCUACUGCACGCACUACGAAUCCCAAUAUUAUUGGAGUCCAAGUAUAGCCUGCGACGGUGAAGUGAAGUGCAACCCACCGACUUUGGCGCAUGCAAACUACAGCCCGCGUGAAUCAAACUACAGCGUAAACUCAACAAUUACAGUAAAGUGUAUCCCUGGUUUCAUGCUUCGUGGUACCCCGCAAAGUUACUGUCGGGGUGACCGAUUUUUUACCUAUUGGAGUCCAACACCAACCUGUACAAGGAUACGUUGUAGCUCCCCUCCGCGGCUAACUAACGGAUAUAGGACACCAUCGUGGAGUUAUUUUUGGAGAGUAAAUUCGACAGUGACAUACGAGUGCAACAGUGGAUUUAAACUUAUUGGAGAAAACUCGUCAAGUUGUCAAGAAUGUGAAGAUACGAGUGGGUGUAUAGGGGGCGGACAGUGGGACAACGUUGUCCCAACAUGCAUAAGAAAAGUGGCGUGCGACCCACCGAGUGUGCGGAAUGGAAACUACAGUCCACAUAGAUCAGAAUACAACAGCAACUCAGCCAUUACCAUAACGUGCAAUGCUGGUUACACGGCCCGAGACCAACGUAGUAGGUGUGCGGAAUAUCUUGGUUAUUCUUGGAGUCCAGAUCCAGUAUGCGAGCGCGCAGUGUCGUGCGAUCCACCAACUGUGCUGAAUGGAUACCACUACGGCCGUAGACAAAGGUACAAUCGAAACUCAGUCAUUACAGUGUAUUGUGAUAUUGGUUACUUUCCUUCACGCACACGGAUUACCUGUCAGAGGACACCUAGUUUGGUUUAUUAUUGGGAUCCAAGUCCAAACUGCACCCAAUCUGUAAUAGAAGAAGUUACUACAAGCGGUGGAGACGCUUGAUCAACAUUAACCGCAAGAAUCGUCUUCAAUAAACCAACACAGCAUUCACAUUAUUAGUGUAUAUACAACGUAUAAUGUCAUCCAGCGCUUAUCAUUGUUUACUUCAACUAUAAUAAAUCACCAUGA
Molecule: messenger RNA, 1611 nt
Organism: Ciona intestinalis (vase tunicate)
Lineage: Eukaryota; Metazoa; Chordata; Ascidiacea; Phlebobranchia; Cionidae
Source: RefSeq, a predicted model, not a curated record